This is a messenger RNA of Silurus meridionalis, 927 nucleotides long. RefSeq names its product LAT2 domain-containing protein. Lineage: Eukaryota; Metazoa; Chordata; Actinopteri; Siluriformes; Siluridae. The record is from RefSeq and is a predicted model, not a curated record. Bases 81 to 629 code for a protein of 182 amino acids. The transcript is spliced from 12 exons.
GAUGCUUUUAUAUCAGACCUUCAGCUGAGGCUGGAAGCGAGUGCAACAGAAUGGAUGCACACUGACACGCUGUUUAAGUUAUGAUCGAGAUAACAAGCCAGCAAGGCGUUGUCCUUGCCCUCCUGUCCGUCUCGGCCGUGGGCUUCAUCUGUGCUCUGUGCAUACGCUGUCGAAAGAAAUCGAUGAUUGUACAGGAAAAUAACCAACUCUAUGUUCCACAAGUUUUUCAACGAGAGGGGAGCAGGUUUGCCGUGACGAGGUCAAAAACAGUGAUGAAAACUAACCAGAUAAACCCAAAUCAGUGUGCGAGUUCAGGGGAUUUUGCACAUGCAUCCAACAGCCGGCUUACGUCAGCUAUUCAGGAAGCAGGGGACAGUUACCAGAACAUUCCAAAGUCAAUCAGUGGCAGCAUGGAACCCACUUAUGUAAACCCAAUAGCCACACCGCCUCACAAAAACUCCGCUUUGGAUGACGAUGACGGUGACUAUGCGAAUAUAUUUCGAACACAAGAUGUUGAACACGACUCAGACAGUUAUGACUAUGAAAACACAGAUUUCCUGCAAAACAGCAAAAAUGAUGACGAUGAUGAGCCAGAUUAUGUCAACGCAGACGCACCUAACACAAAUUAAUGCAAACUUCUGCACUGAUGUUCAACAUAUUUCAAUUAUUAUUGAUUAUACAGAUAUUAUACAUAUACAUCAACUUAUAGAACACAACCAAAACAUUGAAAACUAAUGCAAUGUUUCAUAGUUUGUAUGUUGGACUUAUUUAAACUUUUUAGUGAAAUUGUCAAUGUGAUAAUGAGAUGUGUCAGAGUGAAGAGUAAAGAAUUAAUAUAAAUAGUCAUUUUUCAUUUUAUGUAAUUAAAACUUGUAAAAUGUCAGUUUUAAGUGUCACUACAUUGAAAAUAAAAUCUUACUGAGCUGA